UGAGCUCUUCCUUUUCAUGUUCUAAUUCUGUUGAUUCCCUCUCCUUACUUCUUUAGAGCUUGGGGAUUUUUCUCCAACCUUUCUGCUCGCCAUUUUCGCAUGUACGCAACCAGCGCGUCGUCCUUUGUAGUGCCAUUUUCGUGGAAGAGAGAGAAAGUUUUGUGAAAUUCAGUAAAAACAUCAACCAACGCCCACGUGACAGAUUCAAACAUCGCGGCAUUUGACAGCAUUUUCAUGUAAUUUUGUUGGUUGGUGUGGCAAACGACAUGGAUUUGAAUAAAGAUGGUUUCUUGAGUGAUGAAGCUCAGAAUAGUAGCAUUUUCUAUCAUUUAAAAUCUUGUUGUUUGGAGUUGCUUGACCUUCUGCAAAACCCCAAGAAGCAAUCACCUGCUGUUUCUCAAUUGCUUGCCCUUCUUUGUUCUUUGACUUCCGAGGACGUCGAACCUUUUUUUGACUAUAUCUUGUUUCCAUUGCUGCUUCUAAUGGAUGCAGCAGUAGAUUGCAGAUCUGUUCAAAAACGUAAUUGUGAUGAAAAAUCAGAAAUACUCUUUGCCCAUCAAACCCUUAAAGUGAGUGAUGCUGUUUCAGAAGGCGUGCUUCAAUGUUUGGAGGAGCUUUUUACCAAAUGUCGUUUAGGUUCUGUAAACCAGAUGACUGUUGUGCUGAAGACAUUGACUCAUGGUGCCAUGCUAUCACCAUUAGAGGCUGCAGAAGAGUUCCGAGAAGGAGUAGUCAAGUGCUUUAGGACAUUGAUUUCCAAUAUAAUUCCUUGCUCUGACGCAUCUUGCUCCUGCAAACACAGUUUUAGUCAACCUCCCCUUCUAGAGACUGAAGAUUUUAGAUGCUCAACUGCUGAACAUUUGGAGUGUCAUUCUCCAACCAAGGAAUGCUUGAUUGCAUUUCUCCAAUCAGAAAGUUCUUCAGCUGCUGUUGGACACUGGCUCUCUCUCCUGCUGAAUAUUGCAGAAGCCGAAAGCUUACGUGGUCUUAGGGGCAGUGCAAAGAUUCGGAUAGAAGCUCUUUUGACCUUACGCAUACUUGUAGCAAAGGUUGGUACUCCAGAUGCCCUGGCUUUCUUUCUGCCUGGAGUUGUUAGUAAAUUGGCUGGAAUUUUGAAUGUUUCCAAAUCUAUGAUUAGUGGGGCUGCUGGAAGUACUGAAGCUACUGAUCAUGCAGUUAGAGGCUUGGCGGAAUUCCUCAUUGUAGUCCUUCAGGAUGAUGCCAAUAUAUCUGACCCUCGUGUGUCCCACAACAAUUUGCCUGAUUUGCUUUCAUAUGAGAAUGAAUCUCCGCAAUCUUUUCUGAAGGAGCUACGCCACAUGCAUGUCAAAGCUCAGGAUCGGAUUCAAACUCCUGCAAAUAAUUUAUGUCUAAAAGCACCUACUACCAAGGAGGAACUUCAGGAGAAGCAAAGCCACAAAAUCAGUGGGGGACUAGGGCCUUUGCAUGUCAAACGUACGAGAGACUGGCUUGAAAAAACUUCAGUCAAUAUUGACAGUUUGUUGAGCAAGAUAUUUCCACAUAUAUGUGUGCAUCCAUCUAAGAGAAUAAGGCGUGGGCUUGUCUCUGCAGUACAAGGACUCUUAUUAAAGUGCAGUUAUAUUUCGAAGGGGAGCAGAUUGAUGCUUUUGGAAUGCUUGGGAAAAUUGGCUUGUGAUGAUUCUGAAGAUGUUUCCAUGCCUGCUCAAGAUGUCCUUGGAUUAUUGUUCUCGUCAGAUGGAAAACAUACUGUUGAGGAUGAUUUAGCUGAAAUUUUUAGCAGGCUACUUGAGAAGCUCCCUAAAUUAAUUCUUGGAUGUGAGGAAUCUUUGGCCCUUGCUUCUGCUCAGCAGAUGCUUGCCAUGAUCUACUAUUCUGGACCUCAACUUGUUGUUGAUCACCUUUUGCGUUCUCCUAUUAAGGCUGCUAAGUUAUUUGAUGUAUUUGCCUUGUGUCUGAGUGAGGAGUCUGUCUUUGCUGGCUCUCUUGGAAAAAUAGUCUUAUCAAGGCCCUCUUCUACUGGAUACUUGCAUUCUCUUGCAGAGUUAAAAAUUGGCAGUAAGAUUUCUGAAGACCAAUUUCCUGUCAAUAAUUCCAAUACAUAUGAAGUGUCAAACGUGCACACUUUGGUCAAAGAAAUGGAGUAUUCCAAAGGACAAACUUAUGAGAAUUAUGAACUUCCACGUAUGCCUCCUUGGUUUGCCUAUGUAGGCUGUCAUAAAUUGUAUCAAGCACUUGCAGGAAUUCUUAGACUUGUGGGUUUAUCCUUAAUUUCUGACUAUAGAAAUGAAGUGCCGUUAUCAAAGAUUAUUGAGAUUCCUUUGGAUAAUUUGCGUAAAUUAGUCUUUGAGAUACGUAGGAAGGGGUAUAAUAGUGAAAGCUGGGAAUCUUGGUACGCUAGGACAAAUUCAGGUCAAUUGUUGCGGCAAGCUGGAACUGCUGCAUGUAUCCUUAAUGAAAUGUUAUUUGGCAUGUCAGAUCAAGCUAUGAAUGUCUUUGGAAAAAUAUUUAAGAAGUCAGGAGUAAGAAUUGAAGAGAAUCAAAAUAGUGAUGCCUCUGCUUUUGGUCAUUCUUGCCAAGUACGAUGCAAUGUUGCUGAUGGAUCACAUUGGCAGACUAAAGGCGCUGAGAACAUGAGGCAGCAUGUCAUUGAUUGUGUUGGUACCAUUUUACAUGAGUACAUAACUCAAGAAAUUUGGGACCUUCCAGUUAUACUUGAAACAUCUCUUCUUAAAUCUGGUGGUGAAAGUAUUGAUAAGAACUUCUUACACGAUGUUGCCAAACUGCACCAGGUGCUCAUUGAGGGAAUUGGGAUCUUCAAUAUUACACUUCAUGAGCAUUUUGCUUCAAGUGGAUUCCUCUGUUCCUCUCUAUAUCUGUUGCUUGAAAACCUGAUGUGCUCAAACUCUGACGUCAGGCAUGCAUCUGAUGUUGUGCUACGUUUAAUUUCUGCCACAUCUGGAUGCGCAUCGGUUGGUCACCUAGUUAUGCUAAAUUCAGACUAUGUUAUUGAUUCAUUAUGCCAUCAAUUGCGUCAUUUGGAUCUGAAUCCUCACGUCCCAAACGUGCUUGCCGCAAUGCUAUCUUGUGUUGGUGUGACUCAUAAAAUAUUGGCAUUGUUGGAGGAGCCGAUGCGCUCUGUUUCAAUGGAACUGGAAAUCCUGGGAAGGCAUCAGCAUCCAGAGUUGACUAUUCAUUUCUUGAAGGCUGUAGCAGAGAUGGUUAAGGCAGCUAACCACGAGGCCCAAUUGUUGCCUGCUCAAGCUGAAUCCUUUUUGGCAUUUGUUAAUUCUAAAGUAUCUGAUGUGAAAAUUGAACUCGAACGGGAUACUAUUAAUGCAGAGGAACCAGAGCUAUGUGAUGUUGCCUUUAGUCAAGACAUUGUUGUGAAAGUGAAGGAGUGGGAGAAUAUUUUGUUUAAACUAAAUGACAAUAAGAGGUAUCGUCGGAUCGUUGCAUCUGUUGCAGUAUCCUGUUUGAGAGCUGUUACUCCGUUGCUUGGAUCUGAAAAGGAACCAAUAUGCUUGAUUGCAUUGAACGUAAUUGAGGAUGGUGUUGUGACACUGGCAAAUGUGGAGGAAGCGUUCAGGCAUGAGAGAGAAGCUAAAGGAGGCAUUGAAGAAGUAGCAUCUUUGUGUUCCUUUUAUCAUCUUAAAGACAUUCUUGAUAUUGCUGAGGAGGGGAAUGAUGAGAUUAGACUACUUCCAAUGAUGAACACAAUAUGGCCAUAUUUGGUUGCUUGUGUACAAAAUAGGAUCCCUGCGCCUGUUCGUAGAUGUGCAGAAGUAAUAAGCAAUGUGGUGAAAAUUUGUGGUGGAGACUUUUUUUCUCGACGUUUCCAUACUGAUGGGUCCCAUUUUUGGAAGCUCUUAAGUAUAUCACCGUUCAAAAGAAAACCUAUUUCAAGUGAUGAGAAAGCACCACUUCUACCUUAUAGAAGUACUUCUCGCACAUUGGAAGAUCCCAUCUCUGAAUCUUCCAAUCUGAAAACCCAAGUAGCAGUGCUCCGCAUGAUUGCUGAGUUGUCGCGGGAUAAGAAGAGUGCUUCAGCUCUUGAAGUAGUACUUAAAAAAGUUAGUGGUCUUGUGGUAGGAAUAGCAUGUAGUGGUGUGACUGGGCUCUGGGAUGCUUCAAUAGACGCCCUUUCUGGACUUGCAUCGAUUGAUCCUGAUCUCAUAUGGCUUCAACUGGCUGAUGUGUAUUACUCUUCGAAGGAGGAAGAUGUGAAACCAUCCAGUUCCGGAUUUCCUGAGCUUGCAGAAAUUCUUCCGCAUCCUAUGUCUUCAAAAGACUACCUCUAUGCACAGUAUGGAGGGCAGAGUAAUGGUUUCGAUGUUAAUUUUUCUUCAGUUGAAAAUGCAUUCAAGAUAUUGUACCCUGAAAUGUUUCUUAUACAAAUACAACACUAGCUCUGUAGCAAUUAUGUAUAUAAGUCAUUUCAAUUAUUCUGUAAUGUACAAUUGAUGAAGAUGAGGAUUGAACUACCAAUCUGAGGCUUGACCUAGUGGAUUUUUUUUGCAUUUACAACAUGAGGUUUAAGAUCAAAUCUCACUAAGGGGCACUUUAAGGUGAGAAAAUUCUCACCCUUUUCUCGGCCAAUUGACAAAUAAAAGACCCUUAGCGACAAUUUGGUAAAAAAACAAUCCGGCGACAAU
Molecule: messenger RNA, 4634 nt
Organism: Chenopodium quinoa (quinoa)
Lineage: Eukaryota; Viridiplantae; Streptophyta; Magnoliopsida; Caryophyllales; Amaranthaceae
Exons: 18
Coding region: 267-4388 (1373 amino acids)
Biological process (GO): chromatin remodeling
Cellular component (GO): cytoplasm
Source: RefSeq, a predicted model, not a curated record